UGAACGGAGAGGAGGAAAUCCUCAGUGAACCUGUGGGGCACCUGCCAUCCACAUAGCCAUCAUGGGGACAUCAAGGUUAAUAUCAGCUCAUUUGUUAUUAUGGAUAACUGUAUCUAUUGGACUGACUGCAGCACAAACUGCAUUCCCCACAACGGUCAACUUCAUCCAACCACUGGCUACAACCCAAAUGUUUUCAGGAAUAAGUUCAGAACACAAUGGGCAGGUCUGCAGCACAUGGGGUAAUUACCAUUUCAAAACCUACGAUGGCGACGUCUUCCAGCUCCCGUCCACCUGCAACCACAUCCUGACCUCACAGUGCAGGGGCAGCUACGAGGCCUUCAACAUUCAGCUGAGGCGCCAGGUGGAGAAUGGUGAGCCCACCAUCAGCAAAAUCACCAUGAAGCUGGAUGGCACUGUGGUAGAGCUGGCAAAGGGCUCCAUAGUUGUCAAUGGUGAAACUGUAAAAGCACCUCACCUCGGCUCUGGAGUUUUUAUUGAGACCAUCAGCUCGUACAUCAUGGUCAAAGCUACAGUGGGGCUGACGGCGAUGUGGAAUGAAGAUGAUGCGCUCAUGAUUGAAUUGAAUGCAAAGUUUAUAAAUCAGACCUGUGGACUUUGUGGUGACUUCAACGGCGUCCCAACUUACAAUGAAUUCAUCAAGGAUGGUGCACAGCUCUCUGCCACUGACUAUGGAAAUCUGUGGAAGAUGGAUGGACCCACAGAAACCUGUGAGGAACAACCUGAGAGAGUUAAUGAGAACUGCGGAGACGAGAACUUCUGUCAAAACCUGUUUCUAAGCAAAGCGUUCAGCAGCUGCACUGAUCUUGUGUCAGUCGAGCCGUUCACCAAGGUCUGCGUAGAGGAUCUCUGCCAGUGCAACUCGUCCGCUGGAUCCUCCUGCCUCUGCGACACCUUAGCGGAAUACUCUCGCCAGUGUGUGCACGCAGGCGGGCAGCCCGCAAACUGGAGAACCGAACAUUUCUGCCCAAUGAAAUGCCCUGAAAGCAAGGUGUAUAUGGAGUGCGGAAGUCCAUGUAUGGAUACGUGCUCUAACCCUGAGCGAGGACAGGUGUGUGGAGAACACUGCAUUGAUGGAUGCUUCUGUCCCUCAGACACUGUCUUUGAUGAUGUUACCAACACGGGAUGUAUACCCCUGAGUAACUGCUCCUGCAUCCACGGAGGGAAGGCCUAUGCCUCUGGGGAAGGUUAUUCAAGCAGCUGCAGAGAAUGUACCUGCUCUGGUGGUCAGUGGAACUGCGUGGAUAAACAGUGCCCCGGGACGUGCUCAGUGGAAGGUGGAGCCCACAUCAUCACGUUUGACGGAAAGCCCUACACCUUUCAUGGAGACUGCAGCUAUGUCCUGUCAAAGGAAUGCACAGGCACAGAUUUCACAAUUCUGGGAGAUCUGGUGAAGUGUGGAAUCACUGACAGUGAAACAUGUUUGAAGGCAGUCACCCUGGCAUUAUCAAACGGCACUAAUGUAAUCACAGUGGACUCAAGUGGAAAAGUCGAUGUCAACAGAAUGUUCACACAGCUUCCACUGUUUAGAGCCGAUAUAAGCAUCUUCAAGCCGUCCUCGUUCUACAUCGUCAUCCAGACAACGAUCGGCCUUCGUCUGGAGAUCCAGUUAACGCCAAUCAUGCAGGUUUACAUCACAGCUGACCCAAAAUUUCAAGGACAGAUGUGUGGACUUUGCGGUAAUUUCAACAACAUUCAGGCAGAUGACUUCACCACCAUGGGUGGACUUACAGAAGGAACAGCUGUUGACUUUGCCAACACCUGGAAAACCAGAGCAAGCUGCCUGGAUGUUCAGAGGACCUUUGAGAACCCCUGCAGUCUAAGCACUGAAAAUGAGAAAUAUGCACAGUAUUGGUGUUCCCUGCUGUCUGAUGCUUCUGGGGUCUUCUCCAGUUGCCAUUCUGAAAUUAACCCUGCCACCUACAAAGCAAACUGUAUUUAUGACACCUGUAAUUGUGAGAAAACCGAAGACUGCAUGUGUGCCGCCUUGUCAUCGUAUGUUCACGCGUGUGCUGCUAAGGGGAUAUACAUUAAAGGCUGGAGGGACGUGGCCUGCAAAAGCUACACUCUAUCCUGCCCCAACACCAUGGUCUAUUCCUACAACAUGACCAGCUGUGGGCGUUCCUGCCGGUCCCUCAGCCAGACAGACUUCAGCUGCAGCUCUCAGUUCGUGGCCGUUGAUGGUUGUGGCUGUGCUGAAGGGACGUACCUGAACGAGAAAGAAGAAUGCGUGGACCCAAGCGGCUGCCCGUGCUACGACUCAAACACUGUGAUCCAGCCUGGCGAGACCGUUAGCAGAGAAGGCACCACAUGCACAUGCAAGCAAGGCCAGCUGAACUGCAUUGGUUCAGGGAAGGUGCAAGAAUGCACUUCCCCAAUGACGUACCUCAACUGCUCUGCUGCUGUUCCUGGAAGCACCGGCUCAGAAUGUGCCAAAAGCUGCAAAACGCUGGACAUGGCCUGCGUCAGCACAGGCUGUGUGUCCGGCUGUGUGUGUCCCUCUGGCCUGGUGUCCGAUGACAACGGCGGCUGCAUUACCGAAGACCUCUGCCCAUGUGUCCAUAACGGAGCGUCCUACAAACCUGGAGAAACUGUUAAAGAAGACUGCAACACCUGCACCUGUAAGGACAGAAGAUGGCAGUGCACCACAAACCAGUGCAGUGCAACCUGCAGCAUAUAUGGAGAUGGUCAUUACAUCACUUUUGAUGACAAAAGAUACGUUUUUAAUGGGAACUGUGAAUACACACUUGCUCAGGACUUCUGCAGCAGCAGUAACACCAAUGGCACAUUUAGAGUCAUUACUGAAAACAUUCCCUGUGGAACCACCGGCACAACCUGCUCCAAGGCUAUCAAACUCUUCAUCGGGAGCAACGAGCUUGUGCUGUCUGACGGAAGCUACCAGGUCGUCCAGAGAGACGCAGGUCAGGAAAUCCCUUACCAGAUCCGCACUAUGGGCAACUACUUGGUGAUUGAGACCAACAACGGCGUGGUCCUUAUAUGGGACAGGAAAACAAGCAUGUACAUCAAGCUCACUCCUGACUUCAAUGGUCGUGUGUGUGGUUUGUGUGGAAACUUUGAUGGCAAUGCAAACAAUGACUUCACCACUAGGAGCCAAGAACUUGUUGUCAAUGCCCUCGACUUUGGUAACAGCUGGAAGUUCUCCCCUACCUGCCCAGAGGCAAUGGUUGUCCAAGAGCCCUGUGCUCAUAAUCCUUACAGGGAGGCAUGGGCACAGAGACAGUGCAGCAUAAUCAACAGUGAUGUCUUCUCAGCCUGCCAUUCAAAGGUGGAUCCAGCUUCUUUCUAUUCUGCCUGUGUGAGGGACGCAUGUGCUUGUGACACUGGUGGAGACUGCGAGUGUUUCUGCACUGCUGUAGCCGCUUACGCAGAAGCCUGUAAUGCAGUUGGAGUGUGUGUUGCAUGGAGAACACCAAAAGUCUGCCCACUCUUCUGUGAUUACUACAACCCUCCUGGUGAGUGCGAGUGGCACUAUAAACCCUGUGGUGCCCCCUGUAUGAAGACCUGCAGGAACCCUGCAGGAACCUGCUCUCUCCAGUUACCAGCAAUGGAAGGUUGCUAUCCUGAAUGUCCAGCUGGGCUCCCUUUCUUUGAUGAGGACACAAUGAAGUGUGUGGCACUGGAAGAGUGUGGAUGCUAUGUUGGUAUGGAACAUUAUGCAAAUGGGCAGACGGUCCCUGCUACAAACAACUGCGAGACAUGUAAAUGCACAGCAUAUGGAGUCACCUGCACCUUUGAUGUUCAAUCUUGCAAAUGCACACAUAAUAAUACCAUGUACAACUAUGGAGACAUCAUUUACCAAACAACUGAUGGACUUGGAGGCUGCAUUAAAGCUAUAUGUUCUGAAAAUGGAUACAUUAAUAAGACAUUAACACCAUGUGAGACCACUGUUGCUCCCACAAUUCCAACAACAACCACAACCCAGGAACCAACGACAACACUAAUACCAACCACUGUAUUUGUCUUCACCACACCAGAAACGACACAAACUUCAGAAAAAUCAACACUGACAAGCACAGUGAUUUCAACAGAGACAUCAAAGGAAACAACCCCAACGGUACCUCCUAACGAAGUGACCACAGUUUCAACAAGUACAGCUGAAACCUCCUCCACUACUGCUGUUGAGGAGACAUCAACAUCUGUUUCUCCUUCAACAGAAACAUCUCCAAGCACAGAGACAACAACACCUGUGGUCUCCUCAUCCAAACCAUUUACUACAACAGAGACAACAGCAGGACCUUCUACAACUGAAAUGAUUACGGCUGAGGAAACAACAUCUACUCAAGUUCCAGCCACAUCCACUGUUCCACCGAAGUUAGAAACUUCUUCUCAGACAAGUCUCCCAACAACUACCGCCACAAGUGCUGCUUCAACAGAAUCCACCACAUCUCCAGAAACAUCACCAUCAGAGAGCACAACUGCACCAUCAACACCAACCCAGACACCAGUAGUGACCACCACUCAGCCCUCUACUGUUACCAAAUCCACUCAAGUACCACCAACAACAGUUAUACUCACUACCACAAUUUCAGAAACAUCCACAGAAGCUGAGUCCACAACAGUACCUCCUAAAGAAGUGACCACAGUUUCAAGUACAGCUGAAACCUAUUCCACUACUGCUGUUGAGGAGACAACCACAUCUGUUCAGCCAUCAACAGAAACAUCUACAGGAGUUGCUACAUCAAAGACAACACAGGAAGUAGUUAUAACCGCUUCUACUGUUGCACCAAUAUUCUCAACUAAAAAGCAAGAGGUUGAAACAACUCCUGUAUCUGAAACUUCUACUUCCCAGACAAUACCAGUGACCGAAACAUCUAAAACAAGUGAAACUCCUCAAACUACACCAUACACUGGAACAUCUACUGUUGUUUUAACUGCAUCUACUACAAUCGAGACAUCUAUUGCCCCUAUUACCCAAACUCUCCCAUACUUUACUAUGACAUUCCCAGAGACAACCACGCCUUUAACAGAAACAUCCACAGAAGCUGAGUCCACAACAGUACCGCCUAAAGAAGUGACCACAGUUUCAACAAGUACAGCUGAAACCUCCUCCACUACUGCUGUUGAGGAGACAUCAACAUCUGUUUCUCCAUCAACAGAAACAUCUCCAAGCACAGAGACAACAACACCUGUGGUCUCCACAUACAAACCAUUUACCACAACAGAGACAACAGCAGGACCUUCUACAACUGAAAUGAUUACAGCUGAGGAAACAACAACAUCUACUGAAGUUCCAGCCACAUCCACUGUACCACCAAAAUUUGAAACUUCUUCUCAGACAAGUCUCCCAACAACUACUGCCACAAGUGCUGCUUCAACAGAAUCCACCACAUCUCCAGAAACAUCACCAUCAGAGAGCACAACUGCACCAUCAACACCAACCGAGACACCAGUAGUGACCACCACUCAGCCCUCUACUGUUACCAAAUCCACCGAAGUACCACCAACUACAGUUAAACUGACUACCACAAUUUCAGAAACAUCCACAGAAGCUGAGUCCACAACAGUACCUCCUAAAGAAGUGACCACAGUUUCAACAAGUACAGCUGAAACCUAUUCCACUACUGCUGUUGAGGAGACAUCAACAUCUGUUUCUCCAUCAACAGAAACAUCUCCAAGCACAGAGACAACAACACCUGUGGUCUCCUCAUCCAAACCAUUUACUACAACAGAGACAACAGCAGGACCUUCUACAACUGAAAUGAUUACGGCUGAGGAAACAACAACAUCUACUCAAGUUCCAGCCACAUCCACUGUUCCACCAAAGUUUGAAACUUCUUCUCAGACAAGUCUCCCAACAACUACAGCCACAAGUGCUGCUUCAACAGAAUCCACCACAUCUCCAGAAACAUCACCAUCAGAGAGCACAACUGCACCAUCAACACCAACCCAGACACCAGUAGUGACCACCACUCAGCCCUCUACUGUUACCACAUCCACUGAAGUACCACCAACAACAGUUUUACUCACUACCACAAUUUCAGAAACAUCCACAGAAGCUGAGUCCACAACAGUACCUCCUAAAGAAGUGACCACAGUUUCAACAAGUACAGCUGAAACCUCCUCCACUACUGCUGUUGAGGAGACAUCAACAUCUGUUUCUCCAUCAACAGAAACAUCUCCAAGCACAGAGACAACAACACCUGUGGUCUCCUCAUCCAAACCAUUUACUACAACAGAGACAACAGCAGGACCUUCUACAACUGAAAUGAUUACAGCUGAGGAAACAACAACAUCUACUCAAGUUCCAGCCACAUCCACUGUACCACCAAAAUUUGAAACUUCUUCUCAGACAAGUCUCCCAACAACUACUGCCACAAGUGUUGCUUCAACAGAAUCCACCACCUCUCCAGAAACAUCACCAUCAGAGAGCACAACUGCACCAUCAACACCAACCCAGACACCAGUAGUGACCACCACUCAGCCCUCUACUGUUACCAAAUCCAUUGAAGUACCACCAACAACAGUUAUACUCACUACCACAAUUUCAGAAACAUCCACAGAAGCUGAGUCCACAACAGUACCGCCUAAAGAAGUGACCACAGUUUCAACAAGUACAGCUGAAACCUCCUCCACAACUGCUGUUGAGGAGACAUCCACAUCUGUUUCUCCAUCAACAGAAACCUCUCCAAGCACAGAGACAACACCUGUGGUCUCCACAUAUAAACCAUUUACUACAACAGAGACAACAGCAGGACCUUCUACAACUGAAAUGAUUACAGCUGAGGAAACAACAACAUCUACUGAAGUUCCAGCCACAUCCACUGUUCCACCAAAGUUUGAAACUUCUUCUCAGACAAGUCUCCCAACAACUACUGCCACAAGUGCUGCUUCAACAGAAUCCACCACAUCUCCAGAAACAUCACCAUCAGAGAGCACAACUGCACCAUCAACACCAACCCAGACACCAGUAGUGACCACCACUCAGCCCUCUACUGUUACCAAAUCCACUGAAGUACCACCAACAACAGUCAAACUGACUACCACAAUUUCAGAAACAUCCACAGAAGCUGAGUCCACAACAGUACCUCCUAAAGAAGUGACCACAGUUUCAACAAGUACAGCUGAAACGUCUUCCACUACUGCUGUUGAGGAGACAUCAACAUCUGUUUCUCCAUCAACAGAAACAUCUCCAAGCACAGAGACAACAACACCUGUGGUCUCCACAUACAAACCAUUUACCACAACAGAGACAACAGCAGGACCUUCUACAACUGAAAUGAUUACAGCUGAGGAAACAACAACAUCUACUCAAGUUCCAGCCACAUCCACUGUUCCACCAAAGUUUGAAACUUCUUCUCAGACAAGUCUCCCAACAACUACUGCCACAAGUGCUGCUUCAACAGAAUCCACCACAUCUCCAGAAACAUCACCAUCAGAGAGCACAACUGCACCAUCAACACCAACCGAGACACCAGUAGUGACCACCACUCAGCCCUCUACUGUUACCAAAUCCACUCAAGUACCACCAACAACAGUUAUACUCACUACCACAAUUUCAGAAACAUCCACAGAAGCUGAGUCCACAACAGUACCUCCUAAAGAAGUGACCACAGUUUCAACAAGUACAGCUGAAACCUCCUCCACUACUGCUGUUGAGGAGACAUCCACAUCUGUUUCUCCAUCAACAGAAACAUCUCCAAGCACAGAGAUAACAACACCUGUGGUCUCCUCAUCCAAACCAUUUACUACAACAGAGACAACAGCAGGACCUUCUACAACUGAAAUGAUUACAGCUGAGGAAACAACAACAUCUACUCAAGUUCCAGCCACAUCCACUGUACCACCAAAAUUUGAAACUUCUUCUCAGACAAGUCUCCCAACAACUACUGCCACAAGUGCUGCUUCAACAGAAUCCACCACAUCUCCAGAAACAUCACCAUCAGAGAGCACAACUGCACCAUCAACUCCAACCCAGACACCAGUAGUGACCACCACUCAGCCCUCUACUGUUACCAAAUCCACUCAAGUACCACCAACAACAGUUAUACUCACUACCACAAUUUCAGAAACAUCCACAGAAGCUGAGUCCACAACAGUACCUCCUAAAGAAGUGACCACAGUUUCAACAAGUACAGCUGAAACCUCCUCCACUACUGUAGUUGAGGAGACAACCACAUCUGUUCAGCCAUCAACAGAAACAUCUACAGGAGUUGCUACAUCAAAGACAACACAGGAAGUAGUUAUAACUGCUUCUACUGUUGCACCAAUAUUCUCAACCAAAAAGCAAGAGGUUGAAACAACUUCUUUAUCUGAAACUUCUACUUCCCAAACAAUGCCAGUGACCGAAACAUCUAAAACAAGUGAAACUCCUCAAACUACACCAUACACUGGAACAUCUACUGUUGUUUUUACUGCAUCUACUACAAUCGAGACAUCUAUUGCCCCUAUUACCCAAACUCUCCCAUACUUUACUAUGACAUUCCCAGAAACAACCAAGCCUUUCACAGAAACAUCCACAGAAGCUGAGUCCACAACAAUACCUCCCAAAGAAGUUACCACCGUUUCAACAAGUACAGUUGAAACCUCCUCCACUACUGUAGUUGAGGAGACAUCAACAUCUGUUUCUCCAUCAACAGAAACAUCUCCAAGCACAGAGACAACAACACCUGUGGUCUCCACAUCCAAACCAUUUACCACAACAGAGACAACAGCAGGACCUUCUACAACUGAAAUGAUUACCGCUGAAGAGACAACAACAUCUACUCAAGUUCCAGCCACAUCCACUGUUCCACCAAAGUUUGAAACUUCGUCUCAGACAAGUCUCCCAACAACUACCGCCACAAGUGCUGCUUCAACAGAAUCCACCACAUCUCCAGAAACGGCCCCAUUAGAGAGCACAACUGCACCAUCAACACCAACCCAGACACCAGUAGUGACCACCACUCAGCCCUCUACUGUUACCAAAUCCACUCAAGUACCACCAACAACAGUUAUACUCACUACCACAAUUUCAGAAACAUCCACAGAAAUUGAGUCCACAACAGUACCUCCUAAAGAAGUGACCACAGUUUCAACAAGUACAGCUGAAACCUCCUCCACUACUGCUGUUGAGGAGACAUCCACAUCUGUUUCUCCAUCAACAGAAACAUCUCCAAGCACAGAGACAACAACACCUGUGGUCUCCUCAUCCAAACCAUUUACUACAACAGAGACAACAGCAGGACCUUCUACAACUGAAAUGAUUACAGCUGAGGAAACAACAACAUCUACUCAAGUUCCAGCCACAUCCACUGUUCCACCAAAGUUUGAAACUUCUUCUCAGACAAGUCUCCCAACAACUACUGCCACAAGUGCUGCUUCAACAGAAUCCACCACAUCUCCAGAAACAUCACCAUCAGAAAGCACAACUGCACCAUCAACACCAACCCAGCCACCAGUAGUGACCACCACUCAGCCCUCUACUGUUACCAAAUCCACUCAAGUACCACCAACAACAGUUAUACUCACUACCACAAUUUCAGAAACAUCCACAGAAGCUGAGUCCACAACAGUACCUCCUAAAGAAGUGACCACAGUUUCAACAAGUACAGCUGAAACCUCCUCCACUACUGCUGUUGAGGAGACAUCCACAUCUGUUUCUCCAUCAACAGAAACAUCUCCAAGCACAGAGACAACAACACCUGUGGUCUCCUCAUCCAAACCAUUUACUACAACAGAGACAACAGCAGGACCUUCUACAACUGAAAUGAUUACGGCUGAGGAAACAACAUCUACUCAAGUUCCAGCCACAUCUACUGUUCCACCGAAGUUUGAAACUUCUUCUCAGACAAGUCUCCCAACAACUACUGCCACAAGUGCUGCUUCAACAGAAUCCACUAUCUCUCCAGAAACAUCACCAUCAGAGAGCACAACUGCACCAUCAACUCCAACCCAGACACCAGUAGUGACCACCACUCAGCCCUCCACUGUUACCAAAUCCACUGAAGUACCACCAACAACAGUUAUACUCACUACCACAAUUUCAGAAACAUCCACAGAAGCUGAGUCCACAACAGUACCUCCUAAAGAAGUGACCACAGUUUCAACAAGUACAGCUGAAACCUCCUCCACUACUGCUGUUGAGGAGACAUCCACAUCUGUUUCUCCAUCAACAGAAACAUCUCCAAGCACAGAGACAACAACACCUGUGGUCUCCUCAUCCAAACCAUUUACUACAACAGAGACAACAGCAGGACCUUCUACAACUGAAAUGAUUACAGCGGAGGAAACAACAACAUCUACUCAAGUUCCAGCCACAUCCACUGUACCACCAAAAUUUGAAACUUCUUCUCAGACAAGUCUCCCAACAACUACUGCCACAAGUGCUGCUUCAACAGAAUCCACCACAUCUCCAGAAACAUCACCAUCAGAGAGCACAACUGCACCAUCAACACCAACCCAGACACCAGUAGUGACCACCACUCAGCCCUCUACUGUUACCAAAUCCACUGAAGUACCACCAACAACAGUUAUACUCACUACCACGAUUUCAGAAACAUCCACAGAAGCUGAGUCCACAACAGUACCUCCUAAAGAAGUGACCACAGUUUCAACAAGUACAGCUGAAACCUCCUCCACUACUGCUGUUGAGGAGACAUCCACAUCUGUUUCUCCAUCAACAGAAACAUCUCCAAGCACAGAGACAACAACACCUGUGGUCUCCACAUACAAACCAUUUACUACAACAGAAACAACAGCAGGACCUUCUACAACUGAAAUGAUUACAGCUGAGGAAACAACAACAUCUACUCAAGUUCCAGCCACAUCCACUGUUCCACCAAAGUUUGAAACUUCUUCUCAGACAAGUCUCCCAACAACUACUGCCACAAGUGCUGCUUCAACAGAAUCCACCACAUCUCCAGAAACAUCACCAUCAGAAAGCACAACUGCACCAUCAACACCAACCCAGCCACCAGUAGUGACCACCACUCAGCCCUCUACUGUUACCAAAUCCACUCAAGUACCACCAACAACAGUUAUACUCACUACCACAAUUUCAGAAACAUCCACAGAAGCUGAGUCCACAACAGUACCUCCUAAAGAAGUGACCACAGUUUCGACAAGUACAGCUGAAACCUCCUCCACUACUGCUGUUGAGGAGACAUCCACAUCUGUUUCUCCAUCAAUAGAAACAUCUCCAAGCACAGAGACAACAACACCUGUGGUCUCCUCAUCCAAACCAUUUACUACAACAGAGACAACAGCAGGACCUUCUACAACUGAAAUGAUUACGGCUGAGGAAACAACAUCUACUCAAGUUCCAGCCACAUCUACUGUUCCACCGAAGUUUGAAACUUCUUCUCAGACAAGUCUCCCAACAACUACUGCCACAAGUGCUGCUUCAACAGAAUCCACUAUCUCUCCAGAAACAUCACCAUCAGAGAGCACAACUGCACCAUCAACUCCAACCCAGACACCAGUAGUGACCACCACUCAGCCCUCCACUGUUACCAAAUCCACUGAAGUACCACCAACAACAGUUAUACUCACUACCACAAUUUCAGAAACAUCCACAGAAGCUGAGUCCACAACAGUACCUCCUAAAGAAGUGACCACAGUUUCAACAAGUACAGCUGAAACCUCCUCCACUACUGCUGUUGAGGAGACAUCCACAUCUGUUUCUCCAUCAACAGAAACAUCUCCAAGCACAGAGACAACAACACCUGUGGUCUCCUCAUCCAAACCAUUUACUACAACAGAGACAACAGCAGGACCUUCUACAACUGAAAUGAUUACAGCGGAGGAAACAACAACAUCUACUCAAGUUCCAGCCACAUCCACUGUACCACCAAAAUUUGAAACUUCUUCUCAGACAAGUCUCCCAACAACUACUGCCACAAGUGCUGCUUCAACAGAAUCCACCACAUCUCCAGAAACAUCACCAUCAGAAAGCACAACUGCACCAUCAACACCAACCGAGACACCAGUAGUGACCACCACUCAGCCCUCUACUGUUACCAAAUCCACUCAAGUACCACCAACAACAGUUAUACUCACUACCACGAUUUCAGAAACAUCCACAGAAGCUGAGUCCACAACAGUACCUCCUAAAGAAGUGACCACAGUUUCAACAAGUACAGCUGAAACCUCCUCCACUACUGCUGUUGAGGAGACAUCCACAUCUGUUUCUCCAUCAACAGAAACAUCUCCAAGCACAGAGACAACAACACCUGUGGUCUCCACAUACAAACCAUUUACUACAACAGAGACAACAGCAGGACCUUCUACAACUGAAAUGAUUACAGCUGAGGAAACAACAACAUCUACUCAAGUUCCAGCCACAUCCACUGUUCCACCAAAGUUUGAAACUUCUUCUCAGACAAGUCUCCCAACAACUACUGCCACAAGUGCUGCUUCAACAGAAUCCACCACAUCUCCAGAAACAUCACCAUCAGAAAGCACAACUGCACCAUCAACACCAACCCAGCCACCAGUAGUGACCACCACUCAGCCAUCUACUGUUACCAAAUCCACUCAAGUACCACCAACAACAGUUAUACUCACUACCACAAUUUCAGAAACAUCCACAGAAGCUGAGUCCACAACAGUACCUCCUAAAGAAGUGACCACAGUUUCAACAAGUACAGCUGAAACCUCCUCCACUACUGCUGUUGAGGAGACAUCCACAUCUGUUUCUCCAUCAACAGAAACAUCUCCAAGCACAGAGACAACAACACCUGUGGUCUCCUCAUCCAAACCAUUUACUACAACAGAGACAACAGCAGGACCUUCUACAACUGAAAUGAUUACGGCUGAGGAAACAACAUCUACUCAAGUUCCAGCCACAUCCACUGUUCCACCGAAGUUUGAAACUUCUUCUCAGACAAGUCUCCCAACAACUACUGCCACAAGUGCUGCUUCAACAGAAUCCACUAUCUCUCCAGAAACAUCACCAUCAGAGAGCACAACUGCACCAUCAACUCCAACCCAGACACCAGUAGUGACCACCACUCAGCCCUCCACUGUUACCAAAUCCACUGAAGUACCACCAACAACAGUUAUACUCACUACCACAAUUUCAGAAACAUCCACAGAAGCUGAGUCCACAACAGUACCUCCUAAAGAAGUGACCACAGUUUCAACAAGUACAGCUGAAACCUCCUCCACUACUGCUGUUGAGGAGACAUCCACAUCUGUUUCUCCAUCAACAGAAACAUCUCCAAGCACAGAGACAACAACACCUGUGGUCUCCUCAUCCAAACCAUUUACUACAACAGAGACAACAGCAGGACCUUCUACAACUGAAAUGAUUACAGCUGAGGAAACAACAACAUCUACUCAAGUUCCAGCCACAUCCACUGUACCACCAAAAUUUGAAACUUCUUCUCAGACAAGUCUCCCAACAACUACUGCCACAAGUGCUGCUUCAACAGAAUCCACCACAUCUCCAGAAACAUCACCAUCAGAAAGCACAACUGCACCAUCAACACCAACCGAGACAGCAGUAGUGACCACCACUCAGCCCUCUACUGUUACCAAAUCCACUGAAGUACCACCAACAACAGUUAUACUCACUACCACAAUUUCAGAAACAUCCACAGAAGCUGAGUCCACAACAGUACCUCCUAAAGAAGUGACCACAGUUUCAACAAGCACAGCUGAAACCUCCUCCACUACUGUAGUUGAGGAGACAACCACAUCUGUUCAGCCAUCAACAGAAACAUCUACAGGAGUUGCUACAUCAAAGACAACACAGGAAGUAGUUAUAACCGCUUCUACUGUUGCACCAAUAUUCUCAACCAAAAAGCAAGAGGUUGAAACAACUUCUUUAUCUGAAACUUCUACUUCCCAAACAAUGCCAGUGACCGAAACAAUUAAAACAAGUGAAACUCCUCAAACUACACCAUACACUGGAACAUCUACUGUUGUUUUUACUGCAUCUACUACAAUCGAGACAUCUAUUGCCCCUAUUACCCAAACUCUCCCAUACUUUACUAUGACAUUCCCAGAGACAACCAAGCCUUUCACAGAAACAUCCACAGAAGCUGAGUCCACAACAAUACCUCCCAAAGAAGUUACCACCGUUUCAACAAGUACAGUUGAAACCUCCUCCACUACUGUAGUUGAGGAGACAUCAACAUCUGUUUCUCCAUCAACAGAAACCUCUCCAAGCACAGAGACAACAACACCUGUAGUCUCCACAUCUAAACCAUUUACUUCAACAGAGACAACAGCAGGACCUUCUACAACUGAAAUGAUUACGGCUGAGGAAACAACAACAUCUACUGAAGUUCCAGCCACAUCCACUGUUCCACCAAAGUUUGAAACUUCUUCUCAGACAAGUCUCCCAACAACUACUGCCACAAGUGCUGCUUCAACAGAAUCCACCACAUCUCCAGAAACAUCACCAUCAGAGAGCACAACUGCACCAUCAACACCAACCCAGACACCAGUAGUGACCACCACUCAGCCCUCUACUGUUACCAAAUCCACUCAAGUACCACCAACAACAGUUAUACUCACUACCACAAUUUCAGAAACAUCCACAGAAGCUGAGUCCACAACAGUACCUCCUAAAGAAGUGACCACUGUUUCACCAAGUACAGCUGAAACCUCCUCCACUACUGCUGUUGAGGAGUCAUCAACAUCUGUUUCUCCAUCAACAGAAACAUCUCCAAGCACAGAGACAACAACACCUGUGGUCUCCUCAUCCAAACCAUUUACUACAACAGAGACAACAGCAGGACCUUCUACAACUGAAAUGAUUACCGCUGAAGAGACAACAACAUCUACUCAAGUUCCAGCCACAUCCACUGUUCCACCAAAGUUUGAAACUUCUUCUAAGACAAGUCUCCCAACAACUACUGCCACAAGUGCUGCUUCAACAGAAUCCACCACAUCUCCAGAGACAUCACCAUCAGAGAGCACAACUGCACCAUCAACACCAACCCAGACACCAGUAGUGACCACCACUCAGCCCUCUACUGUUACCACAUCCACUGAAGUACCACCAACAACAGUUAUACUCACUACCACAAUUUCAGAAACAUCCACAGAAGCUGAGUCCACAACAGUACCUCCUAAAGAAGUGACCACAGUUUCAACAAGUGCUUUUUCAACAGAGACCUCCGUUUCCCCCAUUACCCAAACAGUCCCAUCAUUCACAGUUACACUGCCUUUGACAUCACUGCCUUCGACUUCAACUAUUUUAUCCUCCACCCUCAGUGUGUGUUGUUUUGCAAAUGGCACAAAUUUCCAACCAGGUGAAAUUGUUUACAAUGUGACGGAUGGCUUCGGUUGGUGUUUUACUGCGUACUGCAAUGCAACAUGUACUAUUGAGAAGAAGGGAUAUUCGUGUGCAACAACACCAUCUCCUGAAGAAACCACUACAGAGUCUACAGAGUCUAGUAGCACUGCAUCUCAGAGUACGUCAGCCACAGUGCAGCCAACAACAUCUGCUCCUUCAAGUACUGCUAGCACAGCACCACCCACAACAACAACUGCUAGUCCAGACUGUAGUAACCUUGAUCCACCAAGAAAGAAUGGUGAAACCUGGAAAGUGGAUAAUUGCACCACGGCUACAUGUAUUGAUGGAGAGGUCAUUACCAACACACCCCAAUGUAAACACGUUGACGCGCCAACCUGUGAAAGUGGCAGGAGCCCAGUAAAGAUCUACGAUGAUUCUGGCUGCUGUUUCACAUACUCAUGUGAAUGUUCUUGUGCAGGAUGGGGUGGCUCUCAUUAUCUAACAUUUGAUGGAAAUGCUUACACAUUCUCUGACAGCUGCUCCUAUAUUCUGGUUCAAGAAAUUAUCAAUCCAAAUCUGAAAAUUGUACUUGACAAGCACUGCAGUGUCGGGAGCUCAUUCUGUCCACAGAGCGUGAUCAUCACAUACAAAUCCCAGCAGGUCCUCCUAACACAGGACUCAGCUGAUGGUGGUGUAACCAAUGUGGUUAAGGUAGACAACAAGCAAGUGUACCCUGCUUUCAAAAAUAUUAAUUUCGUCAUCACAAGCACAGGCAUGGAGAUCACUGUUGUAAUUCCAGAAAUUGAGGUUCAAGUGACCUACUCAGGCCUUACAUUUAACAUUGAUUUGCCUGACACACUGUUCCACAACAAUACAGAGGGUCUUUGCGGUACCUGCGAUAACAACAAAGAUAAUGAUUGCCAGUCGCCCUCUGGUCAGCUUGGCUCUUGCUCCGAAACAGCUCCUGACUGGCAGGUUCCUGGCGACACCUGCGAAACACCAACCACUCCCACUCCAACCACAACUACUGUCAGCACAGUCACUACAUGCAAGCCAUCCAUCUGUGACCUCAUCUACAGCCCAGUGUUUGAGGACUGCCGCAAAGCCAUUCCCCCAGAGCCUUAUGUUGAGAGCUGCAAAGUUGAUGUGUGCACUACAACAGAGUCUGGCUGCACCAGCCUGCAGGCCUAUGCAUUCGCCUGCGGGAAACAGGGCUUCUGUGUGGACUGGAGGAACUACACCAAUGGAGAAUGCGUGGUGACAUGUCCAGCCACUAAAGUUUACAAAGCCUGUGGCCCAGCUGUGGAACCUACCUGCAAUUCUCAGUAUAACUCCAAAUAUCAAGUCAUGAUUGAGUCCAACAGCACAAGCAUGAGUGAGGGAUGCUUCUGUGAGCCAGGCACCAUCAUGUUCAGCGCUUACUCUGGUGUCUGCGUCACCUCCUGCGCUUGCACAGGCCCUGAUGGCAGUCCCAAAAUGCCGAACGAGACCUGGCAGAACGGCUGCCAGAUGUGUGAGUGUGACGCAGACACUCUGAGCAUCCAGUGUAAGGAUGUUGCCUGUCCCACCGUACCAACACCUGUAUGUGACAAGCCUGGAGAAGUGCUCAUCAAAAAAACAGAUGGAUGCUGCACGAGCUAUGAAUGCCAGUGCGACAUAAGCCAGUGCAUCCAUCCCACCAUGGUUUGUCCUCUGGGUUUCACAAUGUCUGUAGAUACUCCUGCAGGAGCCUGCUGCCCCGAGUACACCUGCAAGCCUAUGAAGGUCUGCGUUGACAACACAACAGUGUAUCAGCCUGGCUCCCCCAUGCCCAGUGACGACCUCUGCAAGAGCUGCAAGUGUGGCACCACAAUGGAUCCUGAAACAGAACUGCUGGCUCCAGAGUGCGUGGUAAUCGACUGCAACCCCAACUGUCAAGCGGGUUACGAGUACCAGCCUAUUGCCGGUCAGUGCUGUGGAAAGUGCGUGAGGACCAGCUGCGUGAUUAUGAUCAAUAACAGCGUCAACACCUUCCCUGUGAAUGACACAUUUACUUCUCCUGACGAUAGAUGUGUGAAGUACAAGUGUGAGGAGAUUAAUGGGGAACCAGUGGCAGUAGAGACCAAGACCACCUGUCCUCCUUUCAACCCAGAUAACUGUGUCCCUGGAACAGAGACAAGUGAUGCUGACGGCUGCUGCUUAAGCUGUACACUGAAGAGCAACUGUAACGUUCAGAAGAACAUCUCAGUCCUGGUUAAUAAAGGCUGCACCAGCAUCACUGAGGUGGAGCUAACGUCCUGCGAAGGCAGCUGUGGAACCUCCUCCAUGUACUCGUCCGAGUCCAACACCAUGAUGCACUCGUGCUCCUGCUGUCUGGAGCAGGACACCAGCAAGAGGCAGGUAGAGCUGCUCUGCCCUGAUGGGUCCAAGGUCAGCUUCUCAUACGUCUACAUCGAGUCCUGCGGCUGUCAGAAGACCGAAUGCCAGUCUGCUCAGAGACGCAGAAGGAGACGGUGAACUCUGACCCCACUAGAACACCAUUAACCAGCCAGGAAGCAUGAUAACCCGCUUCGCCUCGGACAGAUACAGGAACCCUCUUAAACUGAACCUUCUCUUUCUAAAAGUGUCAAUAUUUAUCCUCUAAUGUCUUUUCCUCAAACCUGCAUGCAAAAAAACAAACCUUAAUAUUAUUAUUAUUGUGAGAAUGUGUUAAAAGGCUUGUUAAUCUAAAAGAGCUUUGGUGUGAUGUGUUGUUAAUGUGCGCGCGAAUAACUUUCAUCCUUACUCUUGUCUUUAAUUCUCAAUAAACUAUUGCAAUUAUAAAAAAAA
Molecule: messenger RNA, 18013 nt
Organism: Astyanax mexicanus (Mexican tetra)
Lineage: Eukaryota; Metazoa; Chordata; Actinopteri; Characiformes; Acestrorhamphidae
Product: mucin-5AC
Exons: 48
Coding region: 62-17701 (5879 amino acids)
Cellular component (GO): extracellular matrix
Molecular function (GO): protein binding
Source: RefSeq, a predicted model, not a curated record